Molecule: messenger RNA, 1547 nt
Organism: Cajanus cajan (pigeon pea)
Lineage: Eukaryota; Viridiplantae; Streptophyta; Magnoliopsida; Fabales; Fabaceae
Product: WAT1-related protein At4g08290
Cellular component (GO): membrane
Molecular function (GO): transmembrane transporter activity
Source: RefSeq, a predicted model, not a curated record
GCCAUUCAUCUCACGUAUUGCCUCAACUAAACUCAAGGUGUGUUCAAAAGGAACCACGUAGCAUUUCUCUUGACACACACACCAUGAGUGCCGUAAAGUUUAUUGGCAAAUUACGCCUACUUUUUAGUAAUGCCAAACCUUACCUCUUAAUGAUUGGCUUGCAAUUUGGCAUGGCCGGCAAUUACAUCUUCGGCAAGGACGUUCUCAACCAUGGCAUGAGUCGUUUUGUGUUCAUUGUCUACCGAAAUUCUAUGGCCACAAUUGCCCUUGCCCCUUUCGCAUUCUUUCUCGAAAGGAAAAGUAGGCCUAAGAUGACACUUCCAGUCUUUCUACAGAUACUAUUCCUGGGAUUCCUCGAGCCAGUUUUUAAUCAAAGCUUCACUUACUUGGGGAUGAAGUAUACUUCGGCUUCAUUCACAUCUACUAUUGUGAAUGCCGUGCCCUCUAUCACCUUUCUCAUUGCAGUCAUCGUCCGGUUGGAGCGUCUAAAAUUAAGGGAGAUUCGGAGUCAGGCGAAAGUGAUUGGAACAUUAGUAACCUUUGGAGGUGCUUUGUUAAUGGCAAUUUACAAAGGCCCUGCUUUCAACCUUUUUCAUUCUGGAAGCACAACCCCACAUGAAAAUGGAAGCCCCUCCUCUCACAGCCACCAAACCGCUGGGGCUAUUUAUAUACUAAUGGGGUGUGUGGCUUUGUCCUCUUUCUACAUUUUGCAGUCAAUAACGGUAAAAGGAUACCCAGCGGAACUAUCAUUGGCGACGUUGAUAUGCUUGGCGGGAGCAGCGGAAUCAACUGCAGUGGCACUUGUGGCUGAGCGUCACUCCCGUGCUUGGGCCGUUGGUUGGGAUUAUAGGCUCUAUGCUCCUUUUUACACGGGAGUAGUUAGUUCAGGACUUGCGUACUAUGUUCAAGGGCUAGUGAUGAAAAUAAGAGGGCCCGUAUUUGCAACAGCCUUUAAUCCUCUCUGCAUGAUCGUUGUUGCUGCUUUGGGCUCCUUUGUAUUAGGAGAACAACUCCAUCUUGGAAGUAUCAUUGGAGGCGUUGUCAUCGCAUUGGGUCUUUACUCGGUUGUGUGGGGCAAAGCCAAGGACUAUUCCGACACCAAAUUAUCAUCAAUAGAUGCAGGAGACACAAAAUCACUGCCAAUUACUGCAACUGAUGAUUCCAAAAUUGAUAUUAUUUCUGAGAAUUCGGAAAAACAUAAAUUAGAGGGGGGAAGAAACAGAGUUGCAUUUGUGAAGGUUUAAAUGUUUAAAUUGACUUCGAUCCACAAUGCUCGGAGAAAGUGAAAGCCGCACGUGUAGACUACCAGGAUUAAUGCUUUGGCUCCAGUCAAAUCUCAAAUGUAGGCCAGGCCAUAUAUCAAGCAAUAGUAUUCCUCUCUCUCUCUCACUCUCUCUCUCUCUAUAUAUAUAUAUGUUGUAGUAAUUAAUUUUGAGCAAGCUUCUAGGCACGUUCUGUUUGUUAGAGUAUUAAUGUACUUUAGUACUUCUGUAACCUAUGUACGUAGAUAUUGCAGUGAGGAUUUAUGAAUGUAUUUGUUGCCUAAA